GUCUGAGCCGGCUCUACUGGUUUACCAGUUUUCGUUUAACCUCCAUGAGUCGCGUACGUAUGUAAAUAGAGAAAUUACAAUAUUGUGUUGAACAUAAUUUUUAAUAAUGAAGAAGGCUGGCUCAGUUCAAAUCAAAAAAAGUGCUUUAACUGGCAAUGUUGGAAAAAAUAGCUCAAAAAUUGGUCCUACCGUAAUUUCAAGUCCUAAAUUACCAAACCUCCCAUCAUCUUCUGGUAAAAGUUUGUCGGCCCCCUCAUACCUAACUCCAAAAAGUAAUAAAUCUUCCACAAGUUUUGGUAUAAUUUGGUUGCCAGGAAGAAGAAGAAAUAAACACAAAGAAAUUGUUUAUAAUUCACACAAGACUGAUGGUUCUAAAGAAAGAACGCCAUCUAUGUAUAAUAUUAUGUCUGGAGAUUCAUCUAAUCAGCAAACUUUAUUAAAGAAAAAAGAAGAGGAUAUAGAUUUGUUUGGUUCUGGUAAAAGUGGAAAUGCAUCAGUAGCUGUUGCCGGAGCUGGGGUUGUUACUUCAACAGAAAUUCCUCCGGAUAUUGUUUAUGCUAAUCCUGAAGAGAAAAAUGAAAGUCAAGAAUUCAUCAGACGUAACAAAGAAGAUAGCAAGGAAGCUGCUGGAGACACUAAAGAUAUUGGAAGUGUUGAUAAAAAUGGUCUAGAAAGUAGAAAAGAUGAAAAUUCCCUGGACCCUAAAUCAGCUGUAGGUCCACUAGAAGACAAUGUUGACAGUGUGUUCCUGAGAUCACAACCUGCUCACAAAGUUCGAUCAACAGCUUCAACUGUAGAAGAAGAAGACUGUGGUAUUAAAUGUCUGUAUUACACUUUGCAGUGUUGCGAUUGUGUCCUUAUGUAAUGCAAUUUAUUAAGAGUGUAUUUUGGAAUCAAUAAUUUCCAAUGACACUUAAUAAACUAAACUAUAUAUAUAAGUAUAUAUCAUUUAUAAGUAUAUAGGUUUGUGACAUACUACCUAAAAAUUUUGUUGAACCUCUUACAAAUAUAAAGUAGAAAAAAUAAUUUUAAUUAGUUUGAAAUCAAAUUUUUCAUAAAUCUACUAUAUUGCUCAAAAUAAUUUUACACCACCUUUCAAAUACACUCUUAAUUGUAACAGGUAUAUAUAUAUUUUUUUAGUAUAAUUUAAAAUAGUAUCUAAGUAUUUGACUUUCAGUGGUGCAUUACUUUAUUACUUUUAUAAAAUUAUAGUGUCAGGAAGUGAUUUAACUUCAAAAAUUUGAGAAACUUUUAUUGUUUAUAAAAGUCAACAUAUCAUGUAAUAAAAUUUAUUUAAUGUACAUUUACAUUUAUAACACAACCGGGUACCAAUAAUAUGCAACACAACAUUCCAAAUGACACUUAAUUCUCCUGAAAUAAUAUAUUUUAUAUAAAAUGUAUUAUAACUUGUCAUUAAGGUGAUUGGAUAAGGUGCUUUGUCACUAUAUUUUGCCACUUUGAUUACUUGUAGUUUUUUAAAAUAGUUUAUAUUUGUAAUCUUAGAAUCUCCAGUCUCCGUCCAAUAUAAGGAGUCUGUUUGGUAAGUCUCUAAAGUAUUAUAUAUUUUUUAGCCAUGUACACAUUUUGUACUUAAUCUUAUAAAAUAAAUAAAAUUGUAAACA
Danaus plexippus (monarch butterfly) is the source of this 1622-nucleotide messenger RNA. RefSeq lists its product as uncharacterized. The record is from RefSeq and is a predicted model, not a curated record. The transcript is spliced from 4 exons. The coding region runs from base 107 to 865 and encodes 252 amino acids. NCBI's taxonomy places the organism in Eukaryota, Metazoa, Arthropoda, Insecta, Lepidoptera, Nymphalidae.